Messenger RNA from Rotaria sp. Silwood1, 798 nucleotides. NCBI's taxonomy places the organism in Eukaryota, Metazoa, Rotifera, Eurotatoria, Philodinida, Philodinidae. The record is from the annotation of a GenBank genome assembly.
AUGUAUAAACUAACUGAGGAACAACGUUGGUACAUCAUCAUUGAGUGGAAAAAAGGAUCUUUAAAUGUCCCAGAAGUCGUACGCUCUUUCAAUUGUCAUCGUAGUGCAGUAUAUCGCGUUAUUGAUUAUUAUCGUCGACAUAAUGAUGUGAAUUAUACUGAUAGAUAUAAUGCUGGACGUCCACCUGCGCUCAAUCCAACACAAAUUGAACAACUUGAUCGAAUUAUGCAACAAAACAGAUCAGUUACUGCCGCUGAAUUACUAUCAUUAACACACUUUAACACUACUGAACGCACAAUAAGACGUUAUCGUUUUGCUCUUGGAUAUCGUCCUCGCAAGUCUGUUAUAAAAGUCAAGAUAAACAAUUCAAAUGAACAUAGACGAUAUCAAUUUGCUACAGCACAUCAUCAUGCUGACAUCAAAAAGUAUAUUUUUGAAGACGAAUGCUAUAUUGGUUUAAGAAAUACACAACAGAUCGUUUGGUGCAAACAAGGAGAACCAACACCGAAGAAGACAAUUUCAUCUUUACGAGCUCAUAUUAAUUUAAUUGGUUUCAUUUGGUGGGAUGCUUAUAUCUUUUAUCGAUUUAAUCAAUGGCUAAAUAGUGAUUCAUAUUGCGAAACAGUUGAUCUACUUUUAUCUGAACAUUUACCACAGUUAAAUGGAUACUUAUAUGUUUCUGAUGGUAUUAAAUGGCACAGAAGUGCUCAGUUUAAACAAUGGUGCCAUCAAUACGAUAUUGAAUUAUGUGAAUGGCCAGGUUUAGUGGCGGAACCAGGAUUUUUUGGUAUGCUGUAG